This is a messenger RNA of Rhipicephalus microplus (southern cattle tick), 1613 nucleotides long. RefSeq lists its product as uncharacterized. NCBI's taxonomy places the organism in Eukaryota, Metazoa, Arthropoda, Arachnida, Ixodida, Ixodidae. The record is from RefSeq and is a predicted model, not a curated record.
AUGGGUCCACCCCCGACGACAUCCGGAAUGAGUGCCGCGAUGAAGGAGAGGCUCGUUUCCGAGGCGUCGAUGCUGAGCAGCAAGCAGCAUAUGGCCUCCUUGAUAAUCGAUGAAGCAAGCAUCAGACCCAAGUGCAUCUAUGACAGGAAGGCCGACGCUGUGUUUGGCCUUAAAGACAAGCCCGGCGGUGAUACGCCCAGCAGGUCGAAGGAAGUGCUCGCGAACAGAGUUUUGUGCUUUGUAUUGCAAGGCCUGUCAAGCAAGUACGAAAAUUCCCCUGUUCGUAUUACUUCACAAAACAGGCUGAGCGGCAGGGACCUGUUCACGUGGACAAAAGAGGUGAUCGCUGCGGUGGAAUUGUGUGGCUUCGUUGUGACCCGCAUUGUGACUGACAAUUACUCAGCCAACGUCACCUUGUUUAAACACUUGUGGAGUGGCUCUCUGCAAACAGUCGUGAGGCACCCACACGAUGACAGCCGCAUCAUUCUGCUCAGCUUCGAUCCUUGCCACGUCCUGAAGAAUGUGCGCAACCAGUUCCUGGAGCGACAGCUUACGGAUGGCUCAGGUGUGAUUAGUGGCACCUUCGUACAACAGCUGUACGAGCACCAGAAGAAUAUGACAAUCAAGCUUGCCAGGAAUUUGACGAGGAAGCACGUCUACCCUACAAACCUGGUUUGUGCAGCACUGGAACACCUCGAAGAAAACUCCCGCAAUGACCCUGCACUCUCCGCAUUUAGGCGAGCAAGUUCCACCGUGCACUUCAUGAGGACAAUGAAAGAUUGGUUUGAUAUGCACGACACCUCUUUCGGGGGAACGGGGCAGAAGGCCCCCAUUGCAGACGUGGACGAUGGCCGGCUAUUGUGGCUAGAAAACGACUUCACGUGCUAUGUAAAGAAAGUAAAAGCAAGCUCAGUCGCCUCUGGGAAGGGCGCUUUCACCGACGAAACGUUUGAGGCGCUGCUUUUCACUACAAUGUCAACAGUGGAAACAACUCGAUACCUCCUAACCCAAGGCAUCAACUACGUGCUAACAAGGAAGCUAAACAGCGACCCCAUAGAAGCAGUAUUCGGCAGAGUCAGGUACAUGUGCGGUGGAAACGACAUGCUCGACGCCCGGGCUGUGACGGCUGCUUUGGACCAAAUUGUAAAAUCCAAGUUCGCAAGGCCACCUGAAGUCGUGACGUGCGACACUGAUGUUGACAAGUUGGUCAGUAGCCUGUCGGUGACGUUCUCCGACGACCUGAAAGAGCUUAGGGAAUGUACUUCCGCUCCCCCACUGUCUGUGACAUGCUCUGGUUUGGCCUACGUCGGUGGUUACAUCGCGAAACUGAUCACGGACUUCGGGUGCGAAUCUUGCGCCAUGCUCCUCACUACAAGCGACAAAGAUCAGCCACUGUACGCGCUUUUGAGAGGCCAGGACAGACGUGGCCUUGCCUACCCAAGGCCAGAGUUCCUUGCACUUUUAAACGGGAUCAUCACAUUCUUCGAGAAAAUAGCAAAACACCUGCCACGCACGCAUGUUCUCGAAGUUCUACAGCUGCUCGUAGGACCGCAUCUUGAAGACGUACCUCUGCUGAACUGCCCCGAAAGUGUUGACAAUAGUCACGGAAGACG